GGAAAAGUAAAGCACGCUCACGUCUCCUCUUUUUCUCUCAACCAUUUUUCUAUUUAUUUAUUAUUCACUUAUUCAAUUACUUUAUCAUUCCCAUAAGACACAGCUACAUACAGCACCCACCAUUAUCGCCAUUAUUACUUUCCCAUUUCAUUAUUCGACUCUGAUCCCUCUUCACGCUUCACCCUUAGCAGAAGGAAAUUAUUUAUAUUCUUACUUAGUAUAGAAAAGAAAAGAAAAAAGAAAUGAGUUCGGUUCAUUUGAUUAACACACUCGCUGCUCCACUUCGUUCUUUCUCUCCUCCGUCCCUUUUUCCGCAAUGCCACUCUCUUAUCCGUUCUUCCGCAGUCCCGAAACGGCGUCGUUCCUCUCCCUCCUCCGGGUUCCGCCUCGCUUCCGGUUCAACCGUGAAUUCGGUUCCACGCGAGAAUGGAACGUAUGCGGUUGCUGAUUUCAUGACAAAGAAGCAUGAUUUGCUUGUUGUCAAAACCACCACCACCGUUGAUGAAGCUCUGGAGGCUCUUGUAAACAACAGAAUCAGUGGUCUUCCGGUAAUCGAUGACGACUGGAAUCUGGUUGGAGUUGUUUCAGAUUAUGAUUUAUUAGCUAUUGAUUCGAUAUCAGGAGGUCCUCAAAGUGAUGCAAACUUGUUCCCCGCUGUUGAUAGUUCUUGGAAAACAUUCAAUGAUAUACAAAAGCUGCUUAGUAAGACUAAUGGCCAAGUUGUUGGUGACUUAAUGACUCCAACUCCACUUGUUGUUCAUGAAUCGACUAGUCUUGAGGAAGCUGCUAGGCUGUUGCUUGAAACAAAAUAUCGUCGAUUACCUGUGGUAGAUGAUGACGGAAAGCUGGUUGGACUAAUUACAAGAGGAAAUAUUGUUAAGGCAGCUUUGCUAUCAAAACGCGCUGGGGAGUGGUGAGAGGUCCCCAUAGUUUGGGAAACGUUAUUCAAAUAGCUUUGCACGCAGGUUGUGAUGACGUCAGUCAGCGUAACCUCCAUAUAAUUAGUUAAGAUAAUGUAUGCAAUCAUAUCUAGUGGAUGUUUAGACUAUUUUGGAUGUAUGACAGGCCGAAAAAGGAGCUGGAGGCAACUUUUGAUGGCCUCGUGAGAUCUUAUAGUGGUGGAUAAAAACCAUGUAAUGGGAAGUGAUUUAUCGAUCACCUUUAUAAAGUUCUCGACAUAAUUUCGCUGCAUUGGAUUGUUACGAGCUUGGACACAUUACAUCGAGUUUUUUUAUUUUUAUUUUUUUAUGUAGUCUGUUAAAUCUGACGUUUAUUAGGUCGGAAUAGAUCACUAUGAGCCCUGUAUUAUAAACUUCAUAGGGUAAAUUGUUUAGGAUUUUAAUCUGUAUGUAAUUAUGCCCUGGUCCUACUUCAUAUUUUGGAUUAUGCAAAAACUUCUCGAGUCUUAUUUUAUUGUCGAAUUGAAUAUCUGUUAUAUAUA
Cajanus cajan (pigeon pea) is the source of this 1441-nucleotide messenger RNA. The record is from RefSeq and is a predicted model, not a curated record. Lineage: Eukaryota; Viridiplantae; Streptophyta; Magnoliopsida; Fabales; Fabaceae.